AUGGCGCUUGCUGAAGUUUGCAAACUAAAUUCUUACGUUGAUUUUAAUACCCCGGGUAGAGAAGAUGAUUCUAUGCAAGAAAUUAUGGGAUAUAGUAAAAAUUUUCUAAACAAUAUGCAACUGGCUGUGCCACCAUAUAUAAAUCCAGCAGAAAAAUUGGCACAACUAGCAACAGGAACCGAUGACGCGGGAAAACACAUAAAAAUCAACUUUGAUCAUGGAACUACCACAUUGGGUUUUCAAUACAAAGGUGGAAUCGUCCUUGCUGUCGAUUCACGGGCAACGGGAGGCCAAUUUAUUGGUUCCUCCAAUAUGAAGAAAAUUGUUGAAAUCAAUGAUUAUCUUCUUGGAACUUUAGCUGGCGGUGCUGCAGAUUGUGUUUAUUGGGAUCGUGUCCUAGCAAAACAAUGUCGUAUAUAUGAAUUAAGAAAUAGAGAACGUAUUUCUAUUGCAGCUGCUAGUAAACUGCUAUCAAAUAUGAUAUAUAAUUACAAAGGAAUGGGAUUAAGUAUUGGUAUGAUGCUUGCUGGUUGGGAUAAAAGAGGACCUAGUUUAUACUAUGUUGAUUCAGAAGGUACUCGCACACCAGGAAAGGUUUUUAGCGUAGGAUCAGGAUCAAUUUAUGCCUUUGGUGCUUUAGAUUCUGGUUAUCGUUGGGAUUUAACUGACGAAGAAGCUUAUGAACUUGGUAGGAGAUCAAUUUAUCAUGCCACUCAUAGAGAUGCUUAUUCUGGUGGUAUUGUAAGAGUAUAUCACAUAAAGUCAACUGGCUGGGUGCACAUUUCUGAUGAAGAUUCUAAAGAUCUUCAUUACAUGUAUCAAGAACAGAAAGAAAAAAAACUUAAUUAAUAACUUUUAUGGCUUAUUGUAUCCUGUCAACUGUUUUCUUUAA
Molecule: messenger RNA, 892 nt
Organism: Eufriesea mexicana
Lineage: Eukaryota; Metazoa; Arthropoda; Insecta; Hymenoptera; Apidae
Gene: Prosbeta5
Product: Proteasome beta5 subunit
Exons: 5
Coding region: 1-849 (282 amino acids)
Cellular component (GO): proteasome core complex; cytoplasm
Molecular function (GO): threonine-type endopeptidase activity
Source: RefSeq, a predicted model, not a curated record